GCAGUAGGCUCCUGUGGGAGUCCAGGCUGGGAAGGCUGGAGGUUAGGAGUGCUUCCUGUGCCCUGCGCCAUGUGGAGUCUGCCGCCGAGCAGGGCUCUGUCCUGUGCGCCACUGCUGCUUCUCUUCAGCUUCCAGUUCCUGGUUACCUAUGCUUGGCGUUUCCAAGAGGAAGAGGAGUGGAAUGACCAAAAACAAAUUGCUGUUUAUCUCCCUCCCACCCUGGAGUUUGCCGUGUACACAUUCAACAAGCAGAGCAAGGACUGGUAUGCCUACAAGCUGGUGCCUGUCCUGGCUUCCUGGAAGGAGCAGGGUUAUGAUAAGAUGACAUUCUCCAUGAAUCUGCAACUGGGCAGAACCAUGUGUGGGAAAUUUGAAGAUGACAUUGACAACUGCCCUUUUCAAGAGAGCCCAGAGCUGAACAAUACCUGCACCUGCUUCUUCACCAUUGGAAUAGAGCCCUGGAGGACACGGUUUGACCUCUGGAACAAGACGUGCUCAGGCGGGCAUUCCUGAGUGGGUCCUAGCCACGGGCCUGGCCACCUGCUGUCCUCUCCUUUCCAGCAUGUCGGCAGUUCCUCAACAUGGCCCUUCAGUGCCUGAGCAGCUCUGUGCUUGUGUGUUCUUACUUUCCAUGUGUUAGGAGUUCAUGCUCAGGUAUUUUAGAAAUUCUUCAUUGUCUAAAUUCAUCAUGUAGUAUACAUCUUAACAAUUAGCAUUUUAAGAAGCUUUGUGUGCCAUGAUUCUGGAGGAAGGGGCUUGGGCAGUUGAUGGAGUUAUUCUCAGCAGGGCAGCCUCCUGGGCUCUCAGGGGUAAGUUUUUCUCCCUUAUUGGGCCUCCUGAGCCACUUCCAGAGGCACAGGUAAGGUGCGUCUGAGCUGCUAUCUCAGGGCCCCUUGCAGGCUGCAGAGGGGCAGUGAGGGUGGCCUCCCAGGGUAUCAGAUGUGCACAUGGAGCAGGACAGGGACUCGGGAUCCCACGUAACAAAUGUGACAUUGGCACUAAUGCUCAGGGUGCAUGUAUACCUAGUGUGUUAGCUGAGAAUAGCCAGCAGCUAUGGACACCCUGUCCACAUCUCCCAGAUCAGGCUUCAGCAUGUAUUUUCUGUAAAGAUUUAAGGAGUAACUAUUUUGAUCUUUGUAGGCCAUAUAGUCACUUUCUCAGCUACCCAGCACAGCCUUUGUAAGUUGAAAGCAGCCAUAGUCAAUGCAUAAACAAAUAAGAGCAGUCCUGUCCCAACAAGACUUUGUUUACACAUGGAGACAACCAGACUGGGCUGCAUUUGGUCCUCGGGCCAUGGUUGCCAACUCCUAAGGUCAAGUCUGAGAGCCACGCUCCAUCUUCAGAAGCGAGGCAGGUGAAUGUCCCAGUCUCCCAGCCUCCUGGCACCCGAUUCAGAGUGUGUGUCACAUGGUUCUCAGAGCUCCCCAGCAGGAUAAACACCCUCGGCCCCAGUGUAACCCAUCGAUAACAGACACAUUGUGUUUCCCCUUCUCUAUCUCCCUUUCUCACAUGUGCCUCCUGGGAUCAUCUCCAAAUAAACUACCUGCACCCACC
Pan troglodytes (chimpanzee) is the source of this 1554-nucleotide messenger RNA. Its product is annotated as putative cystatin-9-like protein CST9LP1. Gene Ontology annotation, biological process: antimicrobial humoral response. NCBI's taxonomy places the organism in Eukaryota, Metazoa, Chordata, Mammalia, Primates, Hominidae. The transcript is spliced from 3 exons. Gene Ontology annotation, molecular function: cysteine-type endopeptidase inhibitor activity. The record is from RefSeq and is a predicted model, not a curated record. Bases 70 to 513 code for a protein of 147 amino acids.